GAUUUUGGAGGGAACAGUUAAAGCUUGUUUUAGUUGUAUCUUGCCCCAGCUGAGUAGAGAAAAUGAGUUUGGAAGAAGAUGGAGAUGAACUUCAAGAUCUGAUGCCUAAAAUAAUGGAGGACCUCAAGAUCUUCGAGGGCAGAGUAGUGUUUAAUAAGAAUGAAGAGAAUUACGCACAGAAGGCGCUUGAAGAUUUGAUUGAGGCGACGAAGGACAGACCAGAUCUGCUUCUGAAUUGGAUUGAUGAGAUAUUUGAAUGUAUGUAUAAAAUCUUGAAAAACCAGAAUUUUAAUGAGAGAACAAGGUUUCUUGCGACGGAAAUUGUGGCGCAAAUUUUCUCGAAUUUUAGGGAACCAGAAGCAGUGCCUUACCAUACUGGAAGGUUUAUUUCUCAAAUAUUUUCUAUGCUUAAGGCCAUUGAUGAUUACCCAGCAUGGGAUGAGAAAAAGUUGGAAAAGAACUGGAGUUUACAUUUUCAGGGAAAAAAGAGGUUGGCUCGAUUUGCACCUGCCAUGGGUGGCCAAUUUCUUCUGAAGAAAUUCAGUGCAAUGUUUGAAUCACACUACAAUUCUGAUGAAUGGCAAAGUCGCCAUGCUGCUGUUGUAUCCAAUGUCAUUAUCGCCUGUGCUUGCUCUAAGGAAUUAAUAAACAAGUUGGAUCUUGUGGUAGAACCAGCCAUGAAAGCUGUUGAAGACGCCCACUUCCAUGUACGUUGGGCGGCCUUGAAUGCAAUUGAGGAGUUUUCCAAGAAAUUGAACCCUGGAUUUCAGCAUCAGUAUUAUAAUCAAGUGCUUCCUCCUCUAAUAAAGGCCUCAAAUUAUUUCCAGAAUCCCCGCAUUCAGUUGCAAGCUGUUAAGGCAUUAUCUUAUUUUGCUCAGCAUUGCAAUUCAGAUCUCUUGACACCUUACAUAGAUGAAAUUGUCAAUAUGCUGCUUAGGUGCCUACAGAGAGGACCACAAGUAUUGAAUGAGGCAGCUUUAAUGGGGUUAGCAUCUCUUGCUGCGUCAUUAAAGGAUAGUUUCCAAGAGUAUUACGGAACUGUUAUGCCUUACAUGAAAGUGAUAAUGAUGAAAGCAGCUGAAGGAUCUAACUUCACGCUUCUUGCUCAGUCAGUGGAUUGCAUUACUCUUGUGGGAUUGUCUGUUGAGAAGGAGAUGAUCAAUGAUUAUUUUCAAAUGGUUUUGCAAUUGCUUAUCUCCUCGAAAGCAUCUAAAAUAGGGACAGGACAUCCAAUGAGAAAUCAACUGUUAAAAGCAUGGGGCAGCUUAUGUAAAUGCUUAGGCCAAGACUUCCAACCUUACCUGGGUGUUGCCAUUCCUCUGUUGCUUCAAUCUGCUCAACUUGCGUCACAUGUCACUUCACUAAAAGUUUCUGAAAGUAAACAUUCAUUUGAAAGCAUUGUCACUCUUCAAGAUCAAAUAAGUGAGAUCAAAUCAGAGGUCUUGGAGGAGAAAGCCACAGCUUGUAAAGUGUUGUGUAUCUGUGCUGAUGAGUUGAAGGAAGGCUUCAAUUUAUGGACUGAUGAGGCUGCUCAGACCUUAGUUCCACUUAUCAAUUACGAUAUCCAUGAAGAACUUAGAACCAUUUCUAUUUCAGCUAUGCCAGUAAUAUUGAAAUCAUCUAAAGCAGCAAUGGAGAAAGAGUGCACUGAGGGGUCUGACGAUUCAUCUUUCAAGAAACUGUCUUCUUACAUUACACCAGCUUUAGUAGAAGCUCUAAAUAAGGAAAAGUUAACAGAAAUUCAAGUAAGAAUUUUAGAGUCGCUGAACGAAUGUAUGGAGAUCUCUGGACCUACCCUGAACACAGAACAGACCAACUACUUCUUGCAUAUAAUAAUGGAGAUUAUCAAAACUUGUUCAGCCCUUCUAGGAAGCCAAGUGGAAAAUGAGCAAACAGAAAAAAUUCAUAACAAAGCUUUUGGUUGCUUGACCACUUUCACUAAAGCAUAUAAGACUUCCUUGUCACAAUUCUUUGACCAGCUCUUAUCAUGCAUGGCAUAUAUGUGGGAGAACGAUAGAAAAGCAGAAGAGAGAAGAACUGCCUUGCAUAUUUUCAGUGAUGUUGCAGAGAAAUGCCAAGAAGAAGCAUUGAGGUACUGUGAGAAUAGUCUUCAAUUCCUAUUUGACGCCUGCUGUGAGAAGAACCCAGAAGUUCAACAGACAGUCGCACAGGGAAUUGGUGUUAGUGCAGAGUUUGGUGGAUCUAUAUUCAAAUCUCAUAUCAAAGAGGCUCUUGCUGGUCUAAAUGCUAUCAUGCGGGAUCAAGAGACACUGCAUCUAGAUUACUUACUAGCCCAUGACGCAGCUGUUUCUGCACUUGGAAAAAUAUGCCUUUGCCAUUAUGAGAGACUAGAUGAAGUGUUUGGUAUAUGGUUAAGCCAUUUGCCAAUAGUUAAUGAUCUAGAUGAGGCCAAAGUUGCCCAUGAUCGGCUUUGUUCGAUGGUUGAAAAGUUCAAAGAGGAACUUAUUAGCAGAAAUGAUACUCAUCUUUCCAAGAUCUUUGAAGUCUUUGCAGAGAUAUUAUGGGUUGCUGAUGAUCUGGCCACAGAAGCAACUUUCAAACAAGUGAUUGAACUGUUGAAGCACUUUAAAAGCAAAUUACCACCCGAUACAUGGACAUCUAUUAUAUCCUCCCUGAUACCCUCUCGAGCAAAGAUUUUGCAGCAUUUGAUGUCAUCAUAAUCUGUUCUUUCUGGUAGAUAUGACAUAGGUCCUCUUCCAAUUCGUUUCAUCUGAACCGUUAGCUUUUAAGUAUAUCAUGUAAAAUGUAAAAAAAUAAUAAUAAUAAUAAUUAGGAUAUAGAACUUGGGAUUCUGCAGGUUAAAAGCAGUAUUGCUUCAUUAAGAUCUGUACAUGGUUAGAACCAUAGUUGCCAGAUUCUCCUAAAACCCCUAGGUUCCGCGACUCAGAUCUCACGUUCCAAAAUGCGAGACUUUUGUGUCCCAAAUCUCUUGAGAAUGCAUUCUGGUUCUCUAAAUCAAGCUAUCCCAUUUCAUUAUGUUCAACACAAAAUCAAAAUGAAGAACAAGAUGAUCCUAUUCA
Molecule: messenger RNA, 3041 nt
Organism: Hevea brasiliensis (rubber tree)
Lineage: Eukaryota; Viridiplantae; Streptophyta; Magnoliopsida; Malpighiales; Euphorbiaceae
Exons: 20
Coding region: 63-2681 (872 amino acids)
Biological process (GO): protein import into nucleus
Cellular component (GO): nucleus; cytoplasm
Molecular function (GO): nuclear import signal receptor activity
Source: RefSeq, a predicted model, not a curated record